AUGAUAAAAAUGCAGUCCAUGCAGACCGUUCUCAAGCAAUACUUUGGGUUUUCUUCAUUUCGGCCGUACCAAAAGGACGUGAUAGAGAAAAUCAUAGAGGGAAAUGACUCAUUGAUUGUCAUGGCCACUGGAAGCGGCAAGUCCUUGUGCUAUCAAGUGCCUCCUUUGGUUGUUGGAAAGACUGGUGUGGUUGUGAGCCCUCUUAUAUCCUUAAUGCAAGAUCAGGUAAUGUCUUUGAAACAACGAGGAAUCAGAGCUGAGUUUAUGGGAAGUAGUCAAACAGAUUCCACUGUCCAGAACAGAGCUGAAAGUGGUCAAUUUGAUAUUUUGUACAUGACCCCAGAAAAGGCAUGUUUGAUUCCUGCCAGUUUCUGGUCAAAAUUGCUUAGUGUUGGAAUCUGUUUGUUUGCUGUUGAUGAAGCACAUUGCAUAUCGGAGUGGGGCCAUGAUUUCAGGGUGGAAUACAAGAAAUUAGACAAGUUACGUGGCAUUCUUGUUGAUGUUCCAUUUAUUGCCUUAACUGCGACUGCUACUGAAAAGGUUCGAACGGACAUUGUUAAUUCCUUGAAGAUGCAAAACCCAUACGUUACCAUAGGCUCAUUUGAUCGUCCAAAUCUGUUUUAUGGUGUCAAGUCAUUCAAUCGUGGUCAAUCAUUUGUUCAUGAGUUAGUGCAAGAAGUUUCAAAAUUCGUACGCAGAGAUGGUUCAACUAUCGUUUACUGCACAACAAUUAAAGAUGUUGAGCAGGUAUUCAAGUCACUCAAGGAGCUAGGUAUUAAGGCUGGAAUCUAUCAUGGUCAAAUGGACAGUAAGGCUCGUGCAGAGUCCCAUAGAUUAUUUACAAGAGAUGAAUUAGAUGUCAUGGUUGCUACAAUUGCUUUUGGCAUGGGUAUUGAUAAGCCCAACAUAAGGCAAGUGAUACAUUAUGGGUGCCCAAAGAGUUUGGAGUCCUAUUACCAGGAAAGUGGACGCUGCGGCAGAGAUGGUGUGGCGUCUGUUUGCUGGCUUUAUUACACUAGAAGUGACUUUGCAAAAUCUGACUUUUAUGUUGGAGAGUUACAAACAGAAAGUCAACGUAGAGCUGUUGUUGAGUCAUUAAUGGCAGCACAACAGUAUUGUUUACUGACAACUUGCCGAAGGAAGUUCUUGCUUGGUCACUUUGGGGAAAAAGUUUUAGCUGAUAAAUGUGGUAUUUGUGAUAACUGCAUUUCCUCAAAGAGGGAGCGGGACAUGUCUAGAGAAGCAUUUCUUCUAAUGGCCUGCAUUCAAUCAUGUGGGAGUAAAUGGGGUCUCAAUAUGCCUGUAGACAUUCUUCGUGGCUCUCGAGCAAAAAAAAUUAUUGAUCCCCAAUAUGACAAGCUUCCACUACAUGGACUUGGGAAGGACUAUUCUUCAAAUUGGUGGAAAGCACUUGGUUACCAAUUAAUUUCUUCUGGUUAUUUGAUGGAAACAGUAAAUGACAUAUACAGAACUGUAAGUGUUAGUCCAAAAGGGUACCAAUUUCUUAGUUCUGCUGGGCCUGAUCAUCAAGCACCCCUAGUCUUGCCAGUGACCAGUGAAAUGGUCGAUGAUGAGGACAAUAAACAUGCCUCAGGUGAAGUUGGAGAAAUUAAAAGUUUUGCUACUGUGGAAUGUGAAGGAUUUUCAGAGGCUGAGAAACAACUCUACCACCUGCUUCUAGAAGAGAGAAGGAAGCUUGCAAGAGCCAUUGGAACUGCACCACCAUCUACCAAAGCAAGGUUAGCAAACAUUGAUGGUGUCAAUCAGCACCUUGUAGUGGCACAUGGAAACAAUUUUCUGCGUAUCAUCCGGGAUCUAUCACAAGGACUAAAUCUUACGUUGGAUGGAGAGGCAACUGUACAAACUGCUAUUACAAGAAAAGUCUAUCCAGUAUCCAACCAACCAAAAAAGUUAAUGCCAGCAAAGUUUGAAGCUUGGAAGAUGUGGCAUGAAGAGGGUCUCUCAAUUCGGAAAAUUGCUAACUUCCCUGGUAGACCUGCUCCUAUUAAAGAGCAGACUGUUCAUGAAUAUCUGAUGGACGCUGCUCAAGAAGGAUGUGAAAUUGAUUGGAUCAGAUUAUGCGACGAGGUUGGGCUGACGCGUAAAGUUUUGUCAGAUAUUCAGUGUGCCAUUUUAAAGGUUGGCUCUAGUGAAAAGUUGAAGCCUAUCAAAGAAGAAUUACCAGAAGAUAUAAGUUAUGGACACAUCAAGACUUGCCUGGCAAUGCAAAAGUAUGGAAUAUCUCUGGAAGUGAUUCCAUCUAACCUCCACGAUGCACAAAAAGCUGCUCAACUUUCGAACAAGGAAACAGAAUCGUUACCAUGUUCUACUCGUACAUCCCCCAUGGCAGGACCUUGUGAAGCUGAAACCUUGGUCCAAAACUCAGUUGCAACCAUGGGUGGAAAUGAAGAAACUGCUUCUCUUCCCUUAACCUGGGGACAAACAGUAAAGCUACCCAAAGUACAUUUUGAGGAUGCACUCUCAAAGAAACGCCAAAAACUAAGUAGUCCAGAUGACGGAAAUUCUAUUGCAUUGAAGGCAACAGAGAGUUCCUUAUUCAAUUGGCUUAAGAACAAAGAUGGGGUUACUCUCGCAGAGAUUUUGGAGCACUUCAAUGGAUCUGAAGAGCAAUCUGUCAUUGAUCUACUCAGUUGUCUUGAAGGUUGUCAAAUUGCUUAA
Prunus armeniaca (apricot) is the source of this 2679-nucleotide messenger RNA. The record is from the annotation of a GenBank genome assembly. Lineage: Eukaryota; Viridiplantae; Streptophyta; Magnoliopsida; Rosales; Rosaceae.